Messenger RNA from Anastrepha obliqua, 862 nucleotides. Its product is annotated as transcription factor Adf-1-like. The coding region runs from base 88 to 822 and encodes 244 amino acids. The record is from RefSeq and is a predicted model, not a curated record. Gene Ontology annotation, biological process: regulation of transcription by RNA polymerase II. Gene Ontology annotation, cellular component: nucleus; transcription regulator complex. NCBI's taxonomy places the organism in Eukaryota, Metazoa, Arthropoda, Insecta, Diptera, Tephritidae. The transcript is spliced from 4 exons.
UUCUACGUUUACGGCAAGGUGAGUUUACGGACCGCGUCAGCGUUUGUUUUAUUUAAGCAACAUUUUCUUAAGGAGUUCUAGAACGCCAUGGGUGAUGCAGCACUUAUAAGACUGGUGAAGCCAAACGAACAUCUCUACAACAAAUAUGAUAAGGAUUAUAAAAAUGUUGCAAAGAAAAACGCCACUUGGCAACGGAUAGCUCGUGAGCUUGGAACUAAUGAAGCGGAAUGCAUUCGUCGUUGGACAAGACUACGUGAACGAUAUCCAAAGGAAGGACGGCGUAUUAUUGCACUUGCUGUAAACGGAAUAACACCAUCGAAUCCGUGGUCACUAUAUAAGGAACUGGAGUUUUUAAGACCGCACAUAAUCGCGCGCAAAAAAUAUGACUUCGAUAGUCCCUCGCUUAAGAGUGAACAACAGCAAACACAAGUCAGUAACGAACCGUUAACUGCAGAUCAUGAAGAUGAUAUGGAAUAUGAGUGUGUUACGGAUCCAUUCCAAUAUAAAUUUGCCGAAUCUCAUGUGACGGAGCAGGAAUCGGAGCAAGAAGCUACUGAUACAUCAUCACCCGCAUCUUAUCGUAAGAGGCGGCACUCAAAUGAAAUAGACCAUUUAUCUGCUUCGAGCUCUAUAUGUGGAGACACAAACAGCAGAAAACGUGCAAAAACAGACCCACAUAAUCCUGCAGUUCUUGGUUUCGGCAAAAUGAUUGUCGAAACUAUUUGCGGUAUGAGUGAACGAAAGCAGGCAAUUGCAAUGUUAAAGGUAACCGAAUUGGUAAUGAAAUUAAAAAUGGAACCUGAAACGACGGAUAGUUCUUAAACAUUGCACUUGUUAUUUUUCAUAUUAGAGUAAAUUUAAG